CUGAAGAUCCUGGCGGGACUAUUUUCAGUAUCUCUCUCAUUCUUUUUUCUUUUUCUCUAUUCCGGCUUGCCAAAGAGCCAUGGCUGGAUUUACGGCGGCGUUAAGCGUCCACAGAACACUAGUGUCGACAUGCCCAAGAAAGGGAACCGAAAACGGCUGAAAUUUAGGGCCGGGGACGUUUGCUCGGAAUCAGUGACCGUUGCUGAUUAUGCUGAUGCCGAUCCAGCCGUUGUCAAGUCUGGUAGAGUGAAAAAGGCUGUUGCAAAUGCAGUUGAAAAAGAAGUCAAAUUACUCUGCGGCCUGGAAGCAUCACUGGGUGCUGUAGAAGAGGUCCUCUCAUCUGCGGAAACCAUCAAAAUAGAUGGUUUGGAGAGCAGUGAUGACUUGGACCAUGAGGAAGAUGGUGAUAGUGAAACUAAAGUGGUCCACAAGAAGAAGAACAAGAGGAGAAAGGAGAGCAAUGAGAGCAGCGAUGGGAAAGAAUAUCCAGUGGACAUUUGGCUUGUGCUUUCUUCUUAUAUUCGGCCAGAAGAUGUGUGCAGAUUCUCACUAAUCUGUAGGAAUGCCUGGAUGGUCACAUGCACUGCAGUAUUUUGGACAAGGCUAUACAGAAGACACUACAGAAUCGAUGUUGACCUGCCCUUUCGUCUCCAGCCUGACUGCAUUGACAGAAUGUGCUGUCUCAGGGCCCGUGUGAUUCGCUCCCUCUUUCAUUUGUAUGAGCCUUUCAGCUCGCGUGUCUCCAAAAUUCCUGCCCUGCCUGAAUCUACACCAACAACCUUGCUCAAUUCCAAGUGUGUAUUGUUCUGGGUAAAAAAGGUGACUGGGACUCGACCAGAAGGAUUGUGGGAGUUCAACUUCAAGUUUGUAAAACAGGUAAAUACUAAAAAUGGUCGUGCAAAGUCCUUGCGUAUGCCAAAACAGUACGAAGAUGUCCACACAAAUCCAGACUCGGAUUGUUACUUGCUUCAAGUGUCCACAUUAAAUUUCAUCUUUAUUCCUGUGGUCAUGGGGAUGACUCUUUCUCAGUUCACAAUCAAUGUCAGCCCAGACAUGCGCCACCACCGAGUUCGUCUGAUGUUCCAGGACUCUCCGGUCCAGAGAGGCAAGAAAAGAGUGGAUCAUGGCGGGAUGCAGGUGGUGCUGGACCCUGUACACAGUGUGAGACUUAUGGAUUGGUGGCAUCCGCAGUACCCCUUGUCGCAGUAAACUAUUACACAGCAGCACAUUGCACAAACAAUCUUGACCAUUAUCUCACUGCUUGCCCAAGAGAAAUUAGAUUUGAUUUGACCCCUGAUUAUGUGUAAAUUUGAAACGCCCCCACAGUCAUAGGACAUGCAACCAGCUGUUUGCUUAUCAAUAAUUCUGCAUGCACCACCACUUAAGACAGUAGAGGGUAAAUCUGUUAACUUGUAUAACCAGUUGAAUAAACACACAAUGUUUAGAGUGACUAUAUUCAAUGUUGAAUGACUCAUAAAAAUCACAUACUUGAUCUUAAAGGGAUAGUUUGGAUUUUUUGACAUGAAGAUGUAUGACAUCCCCAUCAGCAGUGUAGUCCCUCAACGGUGACUUACCCCACACUUGGUCCCGUAAGACCAGUUCUGGUCGGAAUUUGGUGAUGAGAAAUGUAGUUUCGGUUAGUUAUUGGGGUUUCUUAAGUAAAGAGUUUGGCUUCUCAAAACAAUGUGCGUUAGAAAGAGUAAUUAAUGUGCGCUAUCGGCUGUAUGUUGUUGUGUAUGUUGUUGUGUAUGUGAUCAAAAUGGCUACGACCCUCUUCAUCGGCUGUGGAACACAUAUGUAAACAAGAUGGCUGCGAUGUUGUGGCGGGUGCAUCUUCGUCACACACACAACAAUGGACAGCGCGAAUUAAUGCGACGUCAGAGAAAGUAAAACUGAGCGAUUUGUGACGUCUGAUGUUUUUGGGGGGGGAGAUUUUGUCAUGCAAAUGUAUUACUCUUUCAAAUGCAUAUUGUUUUGAGAAUACAAACUCUUUACUUAAGUAACCCCAAUAACUAACCAGAACUAUGUUUCUCAUCACCGAAAUCCAACCAGAAGUGGGCACACAGGAUGAAGUGCGGGGUAAGUCACUGUUGAUGGACAACACUGCUGAUGGGGAUGUUACACAACUUCUUAUUUUAAAAAAUCAGAAAUAUCCCUUUAAUGUACACUGGAGGGAAUGAGCUACUUCAGACAUUGAUAAAUUGUCUUUCAACUUACAGUAUAACAUGACAUCCUCUGAUAAAUAAUGAUCAUUGUAGACUUGUAGAGAUUGGUAGAUGACAUGAUUCCAUAGCAGAUGGCAAUUGAUUGUUUAGUUGGGGGUCAACUAUUUCCUCUUUCAUUGAUGACUUGCUGAACUAAAAUAAAAAGCCCCUUUGAACACCCA
Messenger RNA from Dunckerocampus dactyliophorus (ringed pipefish), 2386 nucleotides. It is a transcript of the gene tmem183a, whose product is annotated as transmembrane protein 183A. Gene Ontology annotation, biological process: regulation of protein stability. Gene Ontology annotation, molecular function: protein binding. Lineage: Eukaryota; Metazoa; Chordata; Actinopteri; Syngnathiformes; Syngnathidae. The transcript has 8 exons. The record is from RefSeq and is a predicted model, not a curated record. Bases 130 to 1209 code for a protein of 359 amino acids. Gene Ontology annotation, cellular component: SCF ubiquitin ligase complex.